CUGUCCGUUGACCCAGAGUUGGUUUCCGUUGGCGGUGUGAUGUUGGAAGGGUUGUGAAUCUGGUGCUGAAUUUUGCUACACAGUGGAGUGACACACUUUUCAUACGGUCUAUGGUGACAAACCACGACUGUACUUUUUGAAAAUCAUCUUUAUUUAAACAUAGGAGUGACUGAGAGCUGCUCGAUGUGAGUCUAGCAGCCGUCGACCAUGAGUAACAGCCACCCUCUGCGUCCACUGGCCUCGGUGUCGGAGAUCGACCACAUCCACUUGUUGUCGGAGCAGCUGGGAGCCCUGGUGCUCGGCGAGGAGUACAGCGAUGUUACCUUCGUCGUGGAGGGGAAGCGGUUCCCGGCGCACCGCGUCAUCCUGGCAGCUCGCUGUCACUACUUCAGGGCCCUGCUGUAUGGUGGGAUGAAAGAGUCCCAGCCCCAGGCUGAAGUGAGUUUAGAGGAGACGCGGGCUGAAGCCUUUUCGAUGCUGCUACACUACCUGUACACGGGCCGGGCCAGCCUCAGCUCUGCCCGGGAAGAGGUGCUGCUGGACUUCUUGGGCCUGGCUCACCGCUACGGCCUCCAGCCACUGGAGGACUCCACCUCAGAGUUCCUUCGGACCAUCCUGCACACCAACAACGUCUGUCUGGUUUUUGACGUUGCCAGUCUGUACUCUCUGAGCGCGCUCAGUGCGGCAUGCUGUGCUUAUAUGGACAGACACGCACCUGAAGUGUUGAAUUCUGAUGGCUUUCUCUUGCUCUCCAAGACUGCUCUGCUGACUGUGGUAAGGCGGGACUCGUUUGCUGCCAGUGAGAAGGAGAUCUUCCAGGCCCUGAGCCGUUGGUGCCGGCAGCAUGAGGAGGGAGUCGACACCCAGGAAGUGAUGUCAGCAGUGCGGCUUCCGCUCAUGACUCUGACGGAGAUGCUGAAUGUGGUGCGACCGUCCGGCCUGCUGAGCCCAGAUGACCUGCUGGAUGCCAUCAAGACCCGCUCUGAGAGCCGCAACAUGGACCUUAACUACCGUGGCAUGCUCAUCCCAGAGGAGAACAUUGCCACCAUGAAGUAUGGAGCUCAGGUGGUGAAAGGCGAGCUGAAGUCUGCGCUUCUGGACGGAGACACACAGAACUACGACCUGGACCACGGCUUCUCCAGACAUCCCAUCGAGGAUGACUGCCGGGCCGGGAUUCAGGUCAAACUGGGCCAGUCAUCCAUCAUCAACCACAUCCGCUUGCUGCUGUGGGACAGAGACAGUCGGUCUUAUUCCUACUACAUCGAGGUAUCUAUGGACGAGCUGGACUGGGUGCGUGUUGUGGACCAUUCAAAGUACCUCUGCCGCUCUUGGCAGGAACUCUUCUUCACGCCGCGAGUUUGCAGGUACAUUCGCAUUGUGGGAACACACAACACCGUCAACAAGGUCUUCCACCUCGUAGCUUUUGAAUGCAUGUUCACCAACCGCUCAUUUACCCUGGAAAAUGGCCUUUUGGUGCCCAGUGAGAACGUGGCAACCAUUGCAUCGUGUGCCAGUGUCAUUGAAGGUGUGAGCCGUAGCAGGAAUGCCUUGCUCAACGGCGACACACGCAACUACGACUGGGACUCUGGCUACACCUGCCAUCAGCUGGGCUCUGGGGCAAUCGUCAUCCAGCUGGCUCAGCCCUACUCCAUUGGAUCCUUGAGGCUGCUGCUGUGGGACUGUGAUGAGCGCUCCUACAGUUAUUACAUUGAAGUCUCCACCAACCAGCAGCAGUGGACCAAGGUGGUCGACCGCACCAGGGUACCAUGCCGAUCAUGGCAGACAUUGAAGUUUGAUAAGCAGCCCGCUUCCUUCAUCCGUAUUGUUGGGACUCACAACACUGCUAAUGAGGUUUUCCACUGUGUUCACUUCGAGUGUCCCGCCCAGCUGGACACCGACGUUAAGGAGGGCAGCCCGGGCCAGGACGCUCCUGAUUCUGAGUCCGCCUCCCUGCAGCCGCGACCCUAUCGAUCUUCACGCGUACACGGCCUGCUGCCCUCCCAGCCCUCACCCCCCUCGUCUUAUUCCUCACAGUCCCAUCAUUAAGGGCGCCAUCCUUGGAAGGUGUUGAGAGGAAGGGAGACCUCGGAAUGCCAUUUUGCACAGCCUCCAUCCUCCAGACUGCACUGCUGCAACGCUGCUAAAGGCGAUCGUGUCAUUGUCAUAACCCAUGGUCCUUCUGUCAUAAGUGCAACAUUAGAGACUGGUGUAUCAGUAGCAGCAGCGUUUAGAGCUCCGUCUUCCCAAUUCGGAUACAGGUUAGGUGUUGCAUCCACUGGCUCAUACACUUUUGUGAAGGUACUUUUUAGCUACUAAGACCCAAGUUUUUCCCUUCAAAGUGAAAUCUAUACUUCUCCAAAGAGAAGUGUGUGUGUGUGUGUCUGUGUGUCUGUGUCUGUGUGUGUGUGUGUCUGUGUGUGUGAGAGAGAGAGGGAGAGAGAGAUAUUUCCAAAAGAGAAGGAUUUUAUUCUUGAACCAACUAUUUUUUUAAGAAACUGUCUUAAAAUGACUCUACUCCCUUUUGUUACCAUCAAGCUAACAGAGUAGCAAUCGACUAUUUUUCCAAGUUUUGAAUUCUAUUCUUCAAAGGUUUGCCAAAGCUGUGGCGCUAAUGCAUUCUGUGGCAUUUAUAUGCAAUUUGCACUUAAUCCAGUUAUGCAUUUGCAUAUUAAUUAAUGGCUUUUGAGUAUUUGUUGACAGGCUUUCACACCCAAAACCAAAAUCUGUGGUCCUUAUCUGGUGUGACUUUUUGAUAGAUAAAAUCCAAGGCUCAAGACAAACCUUGCUAAAAUUAAACUUGAGUUAAAGUGUCUUCAUUUAGUAUUUAAAGCACUGGAAAAGCUUAGCACAAAGGAUUGGGAAAAUCAGUUAGGUUAUGUAAUUUGGAGCUGUGGGGCCCGGACUAAAUUAUGAAUGAGCUAGGGCUGCAAGGAAAAAAAAAAAAAAAGUUUAUAUACAGUACACACACAUGAGCAGCUGCUAAUGGCACUUUACUCACAUAGACAGAAAUAAAGGUCGCAGCUUGGGUCUUCUAACUGAGGAACAGUACUGGAAUGUGGGAUUUGGUAACUUUCUGUUUGUACGUGUAAUUAAUUUAAACACUUCUCACUCUUGGAUCUGUCAGGUUCAAGCUGUUUUUGUGUGUGUUUUGUUUUUGGAGGUUUUUAAUUUAAGCUAUCAGUGCUGUGGUUCAUGUUUGUUUGUGUCCUGAUGUUGCACUUUUGAGUUUGUCUUGAAAAACGUUUUUUUAAACAUUUUAUUUAAUGUAAAACAACCUGUAAUACCUUACUACCUUAGGUGACCCGCUGAUGUUGUAUAACCAUUUUUUUGUCAUCCCCAUCUACAUUUUAAGAGCACCCAUCGUUGUAUAGUUGGAUAAAGUCUUCCUUAAUAACUAAAGAGAACUGAAAUAGGGCUUUGUUCAGGUUAUAUUGAGAUAACACACUCCACCCCAUCUACCUUUAUGUAUGUGUAUAGUUUUACUUGAGAUAUAUAUAUUAUAUAUAUAUAUAUAGAGAGAGAGAGAGAGAGAGAUAUUAGUUUUGACUAUUAACAUGUGAUUGCAUUUCACUGCCUCUUGUCCAAUACAUUGCCUGUAAAAAAUGUGAUUAUGGAAACAACCAACAUUGUUUAUUAAUGUACAUCUUUGUGAGGUCACACCCGUCGGCUUGCCUGAAUCGCUGCUGUUAAACACAGUGGUGUUCUUUGGUACAAGCAAUACAGUGAUCUCUAUCUUCUGUUUAAUCGUUAAAGCUUCUGUUACAGACAACAGUGGUGAUUGAUCAGUCAACAUGUAUUCAUCAUGCUCUAGGCACUGAUGCCCCGGCAGCUCUUUAGAAAAACGUUGAUGUGUAAUGCUGCCUAAGGAGCUGUUUUACUGUCAUGAAAACAUUUAAUAAUAUCUAAUUUUGAAGCUCA
Messenger RNA from Etheostoma spectabile (orangethroat darter), 3918 nucleotides. It is a transcript of the gene btbd9, whose product is annotated as BTB (POZ) domain containing 9. The coding region runs from base 208 to 2046 and encodes 612 amino acids. Gene Ontology annotation, biological process: modulation of chemical synaptic transmission; circadian behavior; adult locomotory behavior. Gene Ontology annotation, molecular function: protein binding. The record is from RefSeq and is a predicted model, not a curated record. The transcript is spliced from 11 exons. Gene Ontology annotation, cellular component: cytoplasm. NCBI's taxonomy places the organism in Eukaryota, Metazoa, Chordata, Actinopteri, Perciformes, Percidae.